AUGGCUGCCUUUGUAUUGUUAAUGUUGUGCUGCACUGUAGAAACAUUUGCAUCGAAUGUGCCAGAGAAAUAUUUUCAAGAAAAUCGUCGGCUUUCCAAGGCAAUAGUAGAGGCCCUGCAGGACUAUCGCUUCGACGAGGAGUUGCUGUUCGACCUGAAGAAAGAAAACCAAGUCUACCUCAACCGUACCAUGUCACUCAUCAUCAAGUAUAUAGUAAAGAGGGAGGUUGACAAUUACAGAUCGCGUAGGACCGACGCCAUCAGCCGCCGCAUUUAUUCGUCGCUUAUUAUGAAGCUGAUCGAUAUUGCAAAGGACUUGCCGCGCAACACUAGCGCCGUCAACCGUAUCGACACUGCACACAGGUACUACACGACCGUGGAGAAUAACGACACGCACGACAAGAUGGCCGACACGCAAGUUUUUCAUGCGUGUGCGCGUCUUUACGACGUCAUGUUUACGACACCGAGGAUACUGGCGCAGUUGGGAAACUUGGAGGACAUAACACCAAGAUUGCUCACAAAACGUUUGAUGGAAAUGCAAAUAAAGCCGGUGCAUCUUGGUGUUGCUCUGCUCAUACAAUAUCACCUCAGAAAUACCAUCAACUUCGCGAUCCGAUCGAAAGCGCUCGAAGUCCUCAGCACAAAACCGCAGAAGGUGGGCCCACACGUCAUCGACAUGCUGAAGGCGCUCGCUUCUCGUCUGUUGCCUGUCGCCGAACUGUUGGAUAUCCACCUGGCGCAUUAUAGUCCAGCUUUUAAGGACACCUGCCCUUCCACUUGGCUUGGAAUUGUUAAUAAUAAACAGCCUUGA
Molecule: messenger RNA, 810 nt
Organism: Parnassius mnemosyne (clouded apollo)
Lineage: Eukaryota; Metazoa; Arthropoda; Insecta; Lepidoptera; Papilionidae
Source: the annotation of a GenBank genome assembly